Messenger RNA from Microplitis demolitor, 892 nucleotides. Its product is annotated as 40S ribosomal protein S4. Gene Ontology annotation, biological process: translation. Gene Ontology annotation, molecular function: RNA binding; structural constituent of ribosome. Gene Ontology annotation, cellular component: ribosome; cytosolic small ribosomal subunit. The transcript has 4 exons. The record is from RefSeq and is a predicted model, not a curated record. Lineage: Eukaryota; Metazoa; Arthropoda; Insecta; Hymenoptera; Braconidae. Bases 17 to 805 code for a protein of 262 amino acids.
CUCUCUCAGCUGCAAAAUGGCUCGUGGGCCCAAAAAGCAUCUCAAGCGUUUACACGCACCGAAAGCAUGGAUGUUAGACAAGUUGGGUGGUGUCUUCGCACCCCGUCCAUCAACCGGACCCCACAAGCUAAGGGAGUGUCUUCCUCUGGUUAUUUUCCUACGUAACAGACUGAAGUAUGCUUUGACCAAUUCCGAAGCUACUAAAAUCGUCAUGCAGCGUUUGAUCAAAAUUGAUGGCAAAGUUCGCACUGACAUCAAUUACCCGUCUGGUUUCAUGGACGUUAUUUCCAUCGAGAAAACUGGUGAAUAUUUUCGAUUUAUUUACGACGUCAAGGGACGUUUUGCUGUCCACAGAAUUACUCCUGAGGAAGCUAAAUACAAAUUAUGCAAAGUGCGUCGAGUUCAAACUGGACCAAAAGGUAUUCCAUUUUUAGUAACACACGAUGGUCGUACCAUUCGUUAUCCAGACCCAGUUAUAAAAGUUAAUGACACAAUUCAGUUGGAUAUCGCUAGCAGUAAAAUCCUCGAUUCAAUUCGUUUUGAACCUGGUAAUUUGUGUAUGAUUACCGGAGGUAGAAAUUUGGGCCGUGUUGGUACAGUUGUCAGCCGUGAACGUCAUCCUGGAUCAUUUGAUAUUUGUCAUAUCAAAGAUGCUCAAGGACACACUUUUGCUACGAGAUUAAACAACGUCUUCAUAAUUGGAAAAGGUGUUAAGCCAUACGUCAGUUUACCCAGAGGCAAAGGUAUCAAGCUCUCUAUCGCUGAAGAACGUGAUAAGAGACUUGCUGCUAAAGGACUUAAUUAAAGUGGCAAUGAUUCUUUAUUAUCUGCAGAUCUUACUCUGUGUAAAAACACUGAAUCUUGAUAAAAAAAAAAUAUAUCAUGAAAAGUA